AUCAUAUGACUUGUCGAUCGAUAGAGAAAAAAGGUUGAAUUUUCACCGUCGCUCCGUAUCGAACUGCACGCCCUUCACCACAUAAUUCGCGCAACUUUCGGUCGAGCGAGAGCAGCCCCAUAUAAAGGAAUCCAGAAGUGCAGGAAUCCAGUGCAAUUCGCCACCUCUUCAACUUCCAGCCAGCUCCUCUGCGUUUGUGUGUGCGUGUGUCAUCAAGAUGAACAGCUCGGGCUUUAUGUUUAACAUCGAUAAUGGAUAUCUGGAGGGUCUGUGCCGCGGCUUCAAGUGCGGCAUCCUGAAGCAGGCCGACUAUCUUAACCUGGUGCAGUGCGAGACCUUGGAGGACCUCAAGCUGCAUCUGCAGGGAACGGACUAUGGCAGCUUCCUGGCCAACGAGCCCUCGCCCUUGUCGGUGUCCGUUAUCGACGACAAGUUGCGCGAAAAGCUGGUCAUCGAGUUCCAGCACAUGAGGAACCACGCUGUGGAGCCGCUGUCCAACUUCCUGGACUUCAUUACCUACGGCUAUAUGAUCGACAACAUCAUUCUGCUGAUCACUGGAACGCUGCACCAGCGACCCAUCUCGGAGCUGAUCCCCAAGUGCCAUCCGCUGGGCAGCUUCGAGCAGAUGGAAGCCAUCCAUGUGGCGUCCACUCCCGCUGAGCUCUACAAUGCCGUCCUCGUGGACACGCCUCUGGCGCCCUUCUUCGUCGACUGCAUUUCCGAGCAGGAUCUGGAUGAGAUGAACAUCGAGAUCAUCCGUAACACCCUUUACAAGGCCUAUCUGGAGGCGUUCUACAACUUUUGCAAGAACAUGGGUGGCGCCACCGCCGACGUCAUGUGCGAGAUCCUGGCUUUUGAGGCCGAUCGUCGUGCAAUUAUCAUUACCAUCAACUCCUUCGGCACCGAGCUGUCUAAGGACGACCGUGCCAAGCUGUACCCCAACUGCGGCAAAAUGUACCCCGAUGGUCUAGCCGCUUUGGCGCGGGCUGACGACUACGAGCAGGUGAAGACCGUGGCUGAGUAUUACGCGGAGUACGCCGCCCUGUUUGACGGAUCCGGCAACAAUCCCGGCGACAAGACGCUGGAGGACAAGUUCUUCGAGCACGAGGUGAAGCUGAACGUGUACGCCUUCUUGCAACAGUUCCACUUCGGAGUCUUCUACGCAUACCUCAAGCUGAAGGAGCAGGAGUGCCGUAACAUCGUCUGGAUCGCCGAGUGCGUUGCCCAGAAGCACCGCGCAAAGAUCGACAACUACAUACCCAUUUUCUAAGCGCGCUAGAUGAUCGCUAACCAUUUGGCAUACAAAUAAUAUUACAUGUUUUUUUUUCCUGCCUUUCGAUAUGCGUUUUUUUUUGUUUGUCCCCUACCCUUGUUAUUGAAUUGUUUAAUGUAUAUUAUAUUAUGAUACCGAGUCUGUAUGUUUGUAUGUAGCGAGUAUUAUUGCCGGUCCAGGCAAAUUUUUGUCAAGUGUUCAGACCCAAGCCUAGAUUUCUCAGUUUCCGUGGCUGCUCCUCCCAUUGUUAUCAGCAUUGACCCCAUAGAUAACUAUAUAAUAUGUAUUCGGGAGACCCAUAGUGUCCCUUCAGGGCUUCGUGUUUGUGUACAUAUGUAUAAUUAUCGAACGGAACGAAAACAGUUCAAAUUGAAUGUAGAGAAAAGAAACAUCAGCACCAUAUGUUAACUACUAUAUAGAAAAUGCAUACUUAUACAAGAACUACAUAUGUGAAUGAUAAAUCAAUUAUUAAAACAUGUUUUCAAACAUUCCCUUAAA
This is a messenger RNA of Drosophila yakuba, 1771 nucleotides long. RefSeq names its product V-type proton ATPase subunit d 1 (gene VhaAC39-1). The record is from RefSeq and is a predicted model, not a curated record. Gene Ontology annotation, biological process: proton transmembrane transport; vacuolar acidification; vacuolar transport. The transcript has 3 exons. Gene Ontology annotation, cellular component: proton-transporting V-type ATPase, V0 domain; early endosome; vacuolar proton-transporting V-type ATPase complex. The coding region runs from base 218 to 1270 and encodes 350 amino acids. NCBI's taxonomy places the organism in Eukaryota, Metazoa, Arthropoda, Insecta, Diptera, Drosophilidae. Gene Ontology annotation, molecular function: proton-transporting ATPase activity, rotational mechanism.